UUCCCCCUCCCGCCCACACGUCCCUGGCGGGGCGGAGCCGUCGCUGCUGUUAUGGCGUCUUGGGCGCUGUUGGCGAAGGAUCAGCCGCUGCGGUGCCAAUAGAGCGCGAAGGAGCCGGGCGGCCGGCGGGCCGGGCAUGGAGAGCCUGGCGCAGCCCCCGCCGCCUCCGGGCUCGCUGAAGAGGGGCGGCGGGGGCGCUGCCAGCCAGCUCCUCCUGGAAGAGGCGGCGGCAGGCGAGGGCGGCUGCAGGGACGGGCCCGCGGCGGCUGAGGAGGGCGGCGGGCGGCGCAGCCCUUCCCCUCAGCCGGCCCCCGGCCCCGCCGCGGACCCUCGGACGGCGUCUCCCUCACGGGCCGCGGAGGGCGGCGUGGCGGAGGGAGCGGAGCCGGUGGCGCCGGAGAGCCCCGCAGCAGCGCCCGCUCCGGAGAGCGGUCCGGCGGGGGCCGGCUCCGGGAGCAGCGGGGCUCCCAGCCCCCCGGGGGAGGAGUCCCGGAGCCUGGACUCGCUGGAGUCCUUCUCCAACCUGCACUCCUGCUGCCCCAGCAGCUCCGAGCUCAACAGCGACGCCGAGGAGGCGGUGGUGGCGGCGGCCGCGGCGGGGGGCCCGGCCCCGGAGCCCGAGGGGGAUAGGCCCGCGGCGGGCUCCCAGCUCCUCUCCGCCUCCAAGGAGCGCUUCCCGGGCCAGUCGGUCUACCACAUCAAGUGGGUCCGCUGGAAGGAGGAGAACACGCCCGUCAUCACUCAGAACGAGAACGGCCCCUGCCCGCUGCUGGCCAUCAUGAACGUGCUGCUGCUGGCUUGGAAGAUUAAGCUGCCACCAAUGAUGGAAAUAAUAACGGCUGAACAGCUGAUGGAAUACUUAGGAGACUAUAUUCUUGAUGCAAAACCUAAAGAGAUAUCUGAAAUUCAGCGUCUAAAUUAUGAGCAGAAUAUGAGUGAUGCAAUGGCGAUUCUACAUAAGUUACAGACAGGUCUGGAUGUCAAUGUGAAAUUUACAGGUGUACGAGUAUUUGAGUACACACCAGAAUGCAUCGUGUUCGAUCUUCUUGAUAUCCCCUUGUACCAUGGAUGGUUAGUGGACCCUCAGGUUGCUGACAUAGUAAAAGCAGUUGGUAACUGCAGUUACAAUCAGCUAGUGGAGAAGAUCAUUUCUUGUAAACAGUCAGACAACAGCGAACUGGUUAGUGAAGGAUUUGUAGCUGAGCAAUUUCUAAAUAACACCGCUACACAGCUGACAUACCAUGGACUGUGUGAGUUGACUUCAGCUGUGCAGGAGGGAGAGCUUUGUGUCUUCUUCAGGAACAACCAUUUUAGCACCAUGACCAAAUACAAGGGUCAGCUUUACCUGCUGGUGACAGACCAGGGCUUUCUUACAGAGGAGAAAGUUGUCUGGGAAAGCUUACACAACGUGGAUGGGGAUGGAAAUUUCUGUGAUUCUGAAUUCCACUUACGGCCUCCAUCAGACCCUGAAACUGUCUACAGAGGGCAGCAGGAUCAAAUAGAUCAAGAUUAUCUGAUGGCAUUGUCUCUACAACAAGAGCAGCAAAAUCAAGAGAUCAACUGGGAACAGAUCCCAGAAGGAAUCAGUGAUCUAGAGCUAGCAAAGAAGCUCCAGGAAGAGGAGGACAGGAGAGCUUCUCAGUACUAUCAGGAGCAAGAACAAGCAGCUGCUCAGGUCCAGCAGGUGCAAGGUGCUGCUUCUCCAGCAAGCGGAAGACAAUCUGGGAGUAACGAACGCAAACGUAAAGAGCCUCGAGAGAAAGAGAGAGAAAAAGAGAAGAACAGCUGUGUUCUCUUGUAAUAGAAAAUGGAUUUAGUCUGGAGCCAAGUGCAUGUCCUCAGAAGCAAAAACAAGGAGUAAAAAGGAAGACAAACCCGUUACAUGCCGCCUGUGCCUGAUUACCCCAUGGAUUUUGUUCAUGUUUCAAGAGAGGAUGGGUGACUUUGUUACAAUCACACAGACUUUCUUCAAAGUCAUAGCACGUGCUGCUCAAGAUGGAAUUCCAAGUCACAGUGGGAUGCGGCUGUGCUUUGAGUUAGUCGUAAGAAAUACUGCACCUUGUAGCUGAACACACAAGUCAUGGCAAGUUUUGUGUCAGAGUGACAUCCAUUACUCAUUACAUCAGUUAGUAAGCUAUUUUAUCUUCUACUUAAAACAAAGGAGGUAAUUUGUUUUGUGCAAGACUUUUUCCUGAAGUCUGUACACUAGCACAACAGAGUUCUGUGUUCCUUACGUGGUAUGAAACUAUAUCUUAGGCUGGGUAUAGUCUUCACAACACAAGAGCCCAAAUAACAGCUGGGCACUGCCUCCUCAGUGUGUCCAGAUUUCUUUGCUUCUGGAUCUGGUAUGUUCGGUUUUUUGAACCCAGAUUUAUACUGUGUUACUGCUGUCAUUGCACCUCCUGGCCAGCUUUCUUGCCCCAAGAAUAUGUGACUCGAUAGGCAACGUACAGAAAAUUGUCACAGAGAAUGGGGCAUUUAUUAAUAAGCAAGAUGAAUAUUGUUUGCUUUUCUUGCAAUUACAAACUGGGUAUGGCAACUCAGAUGUUAUCAGGGUUAAACAAGUAAUUUUAUAGUAACUUCUUUUUCUUUUAGCAUUUUUUCUCUUGUAGGUAAACUGGACCAGAUAAGUUCUUAUUUAUUGACCUCUCCAUAUGAUAGGUGAAUGAUGAGAGGAGACUAAGGUCUAUAAUAAUCAUUAUUCUAUGUAAGAAUGCAGAGUUAAAAUAACUAUCUAUCUGCCUUUUUUCCAGAAGUACCUUGAACUUUAACAUGAUGUUAACAUGUCCACUUGUGUAUUUAAGCAAGUGUACUGUAGCUAAAAACACACUCUGUUUGUUUUAUAAAUCAUAUAUCCUUAAAAAGCACACUUCUGAAGGGUGAGAGAGGAGCGAGGCUGCUCUCCAAGGUUGUUUGGGAAGGUGGUCAGAUGUAUAAUUUUGUUUUUUAAAUCACUAAUUUAGAAUUUUUGGAAACCAGAUUUUUCUAAUUUAUGGGAACCAAAUAAACAUGUUGUGUCUUGUAGUAUUUAUAGAACACAGAAACAGAAUACUUGCUGAAUUUUGAGGGAACCACAGAUCUUCCUCCACUUCCAUUAAAUCAAUAACAGUUACCUUCUUGCAGAACCUUUUUGAUAGAAAUUUCUAUUUAGCAAUUUGUAGAUACUUUUGAAAAAGGCUGCUGCUCCUGGAGAAGCUAUGUAUUCAUGCUCUAAGCCUGGGUAAGUGCAUUAGUAUACAAUAAUCUGUGAAAGCUAAAGCAGCCAGGUGGAACACGACAUUCCUGGGUUUGGAUGUUUGGAGAGUUUCCGUAAGAGAGAGGGUGUCUAAACACAAGCCCACUGGUAAAAAGCCACUUGGAAAUUAUUUCAAGUGGACUUGCUGUGGUGAUGGGAACCAGUCAUGACAUAGAUCUGUUACGAACCUAGAAUGAAAAUUAGAUGGAUAAAGGAAGAAUGUCUUAUUAACUAAAGAGCCAGUUUGUAUCACUUUUUUCUUCCAUGCUUUUUUAUCUUUUUUCCCCCCUCACUUUUAUUAGAAUUCACAUUUAUAAUAAUGAAGUAAUGAACAGUAGGUCUCUAAUAUGCAAACAGAAAAUUUAAAAAUUUCUCUAUCUCUAGAAAGUCACACCCAGAAAAAUAACUUUUAAUACUUAAUGUAUGCGGUUCAGAUAAUUUUCUGUGUCAAAGCAAAGGUUGAUGUCUUCCUUCCUUUGCAGCAGCCUAACUUCUUCAAACAAAUUAAUGAUGGGGGAUCACCAACAAUGACUUACCUACUUCAAACAGAUCAGAAAAUAUUCCAAUAGUGUCAAUAACAGAGACUUUAAGCCAGAAUGUUGUUUAAAAACAUUCUGUUACUAAGAUUUUUCCAAAUUUGUGUAUUUACAUUUAUUUAUUGACCUUGAAAAAUAAAUAUGUCGAGCUAAAUGUUUGUUAUCUUAUUUUAUUUUCAGUGACAGUAUUGCCACUUUAAAUUCUUUUUUUGAACAAAUCUAGCUAGAGCAGGCAUCUUGGCUGUUGGGGAUUUCUUUAUGCCUAGGAUACUUGCUGGUAUUAGAAAAAUUCACGUACCAUUUCACGUUUCAGACAGACGUGCCUGAAACCUAAUAUACUGUAGUUAUGGUAAUGUUAUCACCUGGUCACAAAGGAAGAAGAGUUAAAUGCCAGUGCUCAUCGUGAAGUCUGAACUCCCAGAUAAUUCAGGGUUUUUUCAAUAAAAGACCGAAGGGUUUCAGGUUGUUUGAGAUGGCAGGCAUGCUAUUCACACAGUUAAUGUCCUUCUUUCUUCGCAGGUCUUGAAUCUUGGGAAGAAAGGUAAAGAAUUCCUGAAAUCUAGGGCAUUGUUCUGCAUGAGUUGAGCUUGUUAGUAGCAAAAGUUACAAGCAGAUGAGCUUGGUAAUAUCCAAAAUAAAAUACAUCUGGAAGCUUAUCUGGAAGCUUAACUUACACCCUACUGUGACUAACCAUUCCAAAAGCAACUGUCACAGUUGGUAUCUAUGACAGUAUCUGAUGAUCAAAAAAAUCUGAACAGAAUUGCUUUUAUCUGUAGUAGUGAGCUUGGAAAACAAUAUUAUAAAAUAUUCAUGGAGUACCAGAAAGACUAUGUCUAUUUCUGACUCUUUACUUCAUUUGCCUCUUUUUUUUUUUUUUUUUUAAGCUCAUGUUCUGGCAGAAGGGUACAGAUUUAUACUUUAAAUCUGUGUACACAAUUUAGCAUGCACAUGCUCUAAAUACCUACAUAAUAUAUAUGAAAGUGUCCGGAAAAGUAGAGUAGAACUUGUUUUCCACUAGACAAAAGCUAGCACAGAAAACAAUCAUAGGAUUUUUCUUGUUGCGUUGUACUUGUGAAAUUUUUUUUAAAAAAGCUAAAUGCAAGUAUUCUUAAAAUUAGCAACAAAUUGAGCACUGCCAUAGUGAUAAAUGUUUUUCUAAAAGGCACUUUGUAAAUGCUCGGAUAUACCACUUCCCUUGUGACACGCAUAUGGAAUCCGCAGUACAACAAAGUGGAUCCAAAGGAAGAUUGUAACACCAGAGGGACGAGAUGAUUAUUCCUGAAAAAUCACUUAAACACAAUGCAAAAAAAUAUAUUUUGUAGCUAGCAGUCUAGUUAAUGCAUUAAAGUGUGUGUUCAGCUUGUCUGUACAGAGCUCUUCUUGUGGAUCACAGGGACACAAGCAGCUAGAAGCGAAGCGUAUGCUCUUCCGUGUAUCCUUGCAUUGGAUUGCCAGCCAAUCUCUACACUCACUCGGUAUUUCACGUUAUUGUCAAAUGUUUCUUCAAACUUGUACACACAAGUUCUUGAAAAAAUUUUCCAGUCUGUAAUAAAAGGCAAUUUGAGUUCUUGAAAUGGAAUCUUUUGGUGUAUUCAGCAGGAAAUACUCAAAAGGUGAAGCUGAUGUACAACCUUUCUUCUUUCCUGCUACAAUAGAUCGGUAACCCAAAGCUAGCUCGUUGCUUACAUCAGCUUUCUUACCGUUAGGAUGCUUAUUGUAAGUUGUUGACAUUUAUACAAAGUACAUCCUUAAAUACAUCAUACUGAAUUAAAGAGCUGUAUUUAUUUUAUAUAAAGUAGUCUUUUUUUAAGGUUGUAACCUUAAGCAGCAGGUGACUCAGGAAAUGCAAGUUAAAUGAUGCAAUAUCCUCAUUAGAAAGCAUAUUAGAGAGAAGCAAAAGUACAAAGCCUUAGUUUGAUUGCAAUAUAACACAGUUUUUCCAUCCGCUCUGUGAUAGUGAGACCUUGGUAACAAGAAAAAUCUGACACUGAAAAAUGUUCAGUGAUAGCAAAUAUCACAUGCAAGAACUUAAACGUAUGCAUUUAAUCUUGUGAUUCAGCACAUUUACUCUUCUUUUUUUUUUUUUAAGCAUAAACAGCAAUAGACUGUUAGCAGAAUUGUUUUGAGUGGGAAAAUUUGGUGAGUUGAAUGAUGCUUUCCUCAUGCAAAAUCACUCAUAGAAGUCUAUUUGAUGUUAAUUUCCAUACAGUUUCCAUAUAGCUCCAUGUUCACAGCUUGUUCUUACACUUGUCCAGUAGAAAAGCAACGUAUUUAAGCUCAGCUGUCAUCUGCUCUGGGAAGAAGUGCUGUAGGGAAAUGCUGAGGACUAGGAAAGUCCCUCCACCACCUCUUGAGAUUGUGUAGGGAUUGAUUUGUCCCCAAUUUUGCUGUUCCUUGAGCCACAGCUGAAUUCUCUGCCUUUACAAUUCCUUUUCUGGUUUGUAGGAUUACUUGUGCACGUGGAGAGGCUUCAUGUGCUGAAAUGAGCAAUUCCUUGGAUUUUUAGCUCGAGAACUUUAACUACCUGGUUAAUUAUCUGUAGAAUGCAAGAUUGUGCAUUUUCCUCUGCUUGGCAGCAUAGAAAUGUUUUCAACAAAAUGUUGUUUGGGAAAUCCAGAGGAAACAAUUUGCUGAAUUCACUGAGGGAAUGGCCAGUGUGCUGAUAGCACAGUGGGCUGGCGGCAUCCACCCCUGUACGCACUGUGCUGCCUUCAUGCUUCUAGGUCAAGGGUAGCUGUUCCGACCCCCUGGUUACUCCAAAAAGGACUCUAUUAAAUGUCAGGUGUCUACUGCUCCAUUUUGGUCUUUGUGUCAGCUGUUGCCACUGUGACCUCUCUGCACCUGGAGAGUUAGCCCCAGACAAUUUGUUGAAACCUGAAAGUUCUUUACUGCCUUUACAAUUCCUUUUCUGGUUUGUAGGAUUACUUGCAUGUGUGGAGAGGCUUCAUGUGCUGAAAUGAGCAAUUCCUUGGAUUUUUAGCUCGAGAACUUUAACUACCUGGUUAAUUAUCUGUAGAAUGCAAGAUCCCGCAUUUUCCUCUGCUUGGCAGCAUAGGAAUGUUUUCAACAAAAUGUUGUUUGGUAAAUCCAGAGGAAACAAUUUGCUCAGUUGCAGUACCCGACUGAAAAGUUUGCUAGCUUAGUCUACAAAGUAUGCUUACAAAAUAAUUUACUGUAACAAAAUGAUGAAAAGGCAGGCAUCUGUUUCCCUAAAUCUAAUCCGAUGGUGAAACGUGAAAUAAGGCCCUGUGAGGGCUUUCAUCACAGAGUCACUCGUUGAAGGAAGCAGGGGUGCUGUGGCUGGCAGUCUCGCCGGGGCCAAAAGUGGUGAACUGUGGUGGCUUGUCACGGUCAGACACUAUGCCAAAUGUACAUAGAUCUUGGGAGUGGGCAGGGACACAAACUCAUCUAUGUUUUAUAUUUAUUUUUUUUAGUGAAUCCCUUGAGAAUGUCCUUUAGCGAUGACUUAUUUCAGUUUAGGUCCCAUCCAGCUUAAGCGAUACCUAUUGUGAAACACAGCAACGCGGGAGGUGACGUACCAGUGUCUCGGGAGGCGAUGCCUUUAGCUCGUACAAACUCGGAUUCUCCAUCACUGGGCUGGGACAAGCAAUGGGAUACUUGGUCUAUCUCGGCGUGCACAGGCUUUUUAAGACUUAAGCUGUAAUUUUUCAUGGUGAAGAUCAUGCUAGGCAGUCUCAAAAAUUUCACCUGACAUUUAGCGUUUUUAGUUUUGUUCUAGAUGUGUUUCAGAAAAAGCUGGGAUAACUGGUAUUUUUGUCCAAAACCUGUUGACUUUUGUACUGACCUCAGAAAGGGUCCAAACUGCACCUGGAAGGAACUGUCAGUGUGUCAGUAAAACUGAACGAGCAGAGUCACGGGUAUGUCCUUGGCGUUUGUCACCUGUUUUGGGGAACUCCAAAAUACAGUAAGAAAACAGAAAGGCUUCUCCCUUUUACAUGAGCUGGCCUAUGCAGUCGCUAACAUGUGCGCUGGGUAUUUCGUUCUUUAGGGCUUGCUGAUGGGGUCCAGCCUCUGCAGCGGAUGGGUUAAAUGUUUCUGCUUGUAAUCUAGCGCUGGGAACACUUCUGCCUUCAGACACAGAAAUGAUCCUGAUAAAAACACGACUGACGCUUGGCAGCUCUGCUGCUUUUAAAUACGAGAGCUGCGGAACGGUUACAGGCAAACUCUAAAUAAAGCUUUUUACCGUUGCAAGUACAUUCUUUUUGGCGAUGGUAAAUUAUAAUAGUGAACGGGAAUUAUCAAGUCAGAUGUAAGAGAAGAUAAUUGGUGUUAGCCGAGGCCGCUCAGUGAGUACCGAGUGGGCAGGCGCUGCGCAGGCUCAGCCGCGUUAGCCCGCGGGGGCUGGCUCAGCACCCCAGCUCCGUUACCGGCCGUUCACGCCGCUCGUGGGGAUGCAGCAUAGUCCAGCUAGGCACAACCCUGCCAUCCUCACCGAGCUAACGCUAACGAUGUUAUACAGAGGGCGUGACUAUAUGGACUUCUCCAUGCAAUGUAUGAAUUCCAAGUGCAUACUGUCAUUAAGCCCGUAUUACAAUUUAUCAUUUGUGCCAGCUCUCAUAAAGCUAGCGCGAUUCCUUCUGGCCAUGCUAUAAAUGCACUUACUUUCUGUGAAAGAAAUACAGAAAAUUAGAUGGCCGCUUUCCUAACAGGUUUUGAAACUACCUUGAAAUGUUCUUUGUGACACGGUCUUUUUCAAAGUCUUGGGGAAAUUAAAGAAUGCAUAAAAGUUUCUGAAGAAAUGUAAUGAUUGGACACAGUCCUCUUGUUUUGUAGUACAUCUAUAUUCAAUAUACUACUAUUCAAAAAAAAAAGCCCAACAAAACAACCCACCUCAACAUUUGAUUCUGCAAGAGAAUGUUAUAUUUGGCUAUAUAUGCCACAGUCACCAUUUGGAGCUAACAAACAAACUGCUUCACCAGUAGCAAGCCUGUGCUGUAGAAAUGUCACUGGAAGGGUUUAAUAAAUAUUGGGGAAAAAGUAUUUCUAAACAAAAUAAUACAACGGUUUGGGUUUUUACUGUGGUCUGCUGUGAACUGCAGUGGCCAGCAGAUCAGAGCUGCCUCUCAGUCACAGCAAUUAGCAGUCGCUGACAGUGUCUUAGGAUCCUUUUAAACUCCCAAGGCGGUAUUGCAAUGCUUAACACUUGUCCUAAAUCUUUUUUCUAUUAAAUGUCUACCCAGUCCAACUUCAUACUACCAGAUGCAGCCACGAGCGGGACUGUGACAUUUCAGUGUAGACUUAAGCAACCCAGUUUCACAAUUUAUUGUAAUUGUUCAUAAUUAAUUACCAGUGUGUAUCAGCUCUGCAAGCGGAGAGCUGGGAGAAACAGCCGAAAUAAGCGGCUGAGCCUCCAACUUCAGCUGGAGCUUCCAAAGGGUGUUAAGGAAGGUGGUGACCAAUACUGUUCUUCUGGAAAAGCUCAGACCAAAUAAGAAAGUUUACCCUCUGAUGUUUCUGCUACUUUUUUUUAAAGAAGAAAGCCAGCGUUAAGGCCAUCCUGUGUGUUUUUAAGAGAAAAAAAAACAGCUGAGUUUUGAAUUCAAUUGCAUCUUCAGAUUUACUAGCUUUUCAGCAUGGUAGCUGUUCAGCAUUUUAUGCUUUUUUCCAAUGGAACUUUGUUUUCUUUUCAGUCUUUUGGUGUCAGGGCAUUAACUGGUCUCUUAAUUUUAGGGCUUUUGUUACUGCAGGUUAACGAGAGCCAAAAGGAACUGUUGUGUAUUAAUGACUGGUUUUGUUUACAACCAAGUUCUAGUGAGUGAAGUCUUCAGACUGGGAGUUCAAAAGCAGGUUGUGUGUGAGGUGAAGCCAGCUGCAGCCCUGGUGGACUUUACAAUUGAGUUAUCUUUAUUAUAGGAAAACAUUAUUGCUGUGGAAAUAAAAUCCUCCUUUUGCUUAGAAAAGUAUAGUAGCCAGUCAUCUUUGAGCCCACUGCAGGUAAGAUACAGCGAACCAAUGAACCUGCUUGUGAAGUUUUAAACUUAUAAUUUAGCAUUUGCAUUUUGUAUCCUGAAUAGUUGCAGUAAUUCCAUCUUUGCAUUUCAUGUACUCAGUUGACAGCCGCCUGCUUGCGCUUCUGGAUUUCUUACAUGCUUUCUCCUUGAGGCUGGCAAGCAAAAAUGACUUCUGAGAACCCAUUAAAGAAGUGACCCUAGGUACAGCGACUUCCAGGGAGAAAUCUGUCGUAGCAAGCGUUUCCUCACCUGUGUUUAGAUAACCCUUGCCACCACUAGCGCUGCUCCAGUUAAGGAGCAUCACUGGUCACACAGGUACAGCCCAGACGUUCGUUAAAUAAGCAGGACUCUGGUUCUGAUACAGUUUGUACUUGCAAAAAGAAACCAGUUAAUACUUCUCCCCAGACUCCCAUCAGAUCGCGUGGGACAAAUCCUGUCACUCGUGAAGGGUUGUUUUCCCCCCCUGUAUUUUUGCAGUGUAUAAUCACAGUUUAUAACUCAAGCCUCAAAAAGUGAUAGUGGUACUUAAACCUAUAGAAAAUACCAAGCAUCUUGCUCUGUCCCACAGAAAGAAACUCCACGUAUGUCGCUACCUGCUCAGUACUAGUUGUUAAGUAAAAAGUCAUGGAAUGUCUUUUAAUACCUUACACCUGCUUUGUUUAUAAGGUCAUGGAAUGUUUUAAUACCUGACACUUGCUUUGUUUAUAAGGGAGUGAAAGACGCUGCCAUCCGUCGCCUCACAAUAACCCGAUCGAGCUUUAAUCUUACGUGACAAGGGGGGUUGGUUUAUCUUUCGUGUUACAGCUUUCAGUGACAGAAGGUCUUAUCAAAGUGUCCACAAAUAAGUUUUGGUUAUCUUUUUACCGGGUUAGUCGAUGCAUAGCUAUUACUUGUCCAAUUUUUUAUAAUCACCUUUUACAUAUACAGGGAAGCUUAUUCAAGAAACUGCAGGUGAAACACGUAGAAAGGAAUCCGCUGCCCCUAGUUCUUCAGUGUUAAGUAUUUGUUAUCACAGUAACUGUCUUGACUGGCCUUUUUUAGAACGAAAUUAUUUAAAAAAGCCCAAACAUCCAACUAUGUAUUUUAGGACUAGCGUUGUCUUGCAGAUGCCCUGCCUAGACCCCCCAGAACGGUACAAUUGCUGCGUUACAUCAGCAGCAGAGCUGUGAGCCCGUUAGCCACCUAAUGUUUACCUUGAUCUCUAAAUCUAAUUUUAAAAGGAAAUGCAAAAAUAAAAGCUAAUGCAAGCUACUGUAGAUUGACCGAGAGAAGUGGAAGACAUUUAAGUUUUUAACAACUGUAUUUUAGAAGUGCAUGACCUGAUGAAGUCCAGUCAUGCGGUGUUGUUUGUACCGAUGUAUGUGAUGGAAAUCCUUUUCAUGUUACACUGUUAUCCAGCAUUGUAAUGGCAUCUACAAGUUCAACUACUGAAUGUUUUGCAUUUUAAAAGCCUUAAUUGUUUAUAUUGUAUUAAUGUGUUUUUAAAGCCUAUAAGGAAACAACAUUUUCCUUGUAAAUUGUUAAAAUAAUUUUGAACACAAAUAAUUUUCAGAGAAGUCCAGUUCUGUAUCUUAAUACCCCUUUUUGUUUGUGUACCACGAAAGAAAAACUGUUAAAUUCUGUUACCUUUUAAAAAAUGUCUCCAGUUAUCAGCCUCUCUUAUAGUUUGUCUUUACCCUAUUGAGAUAUAUUUUGGUUAAGUCUUCUGAAAUUCAUUGUAUGUUAAUAAAUUUAAGUGAGCAAACUUAAA
Falco peregrinus (peregrine falcon) is the source of this 11493-nucleotide messenger RNA. It is a transcript of the gene MINDY2, whose product is annotated as MINDY lysine 48 deubiquitinase 2. The coding region runs from base 137 to 1801 and encodes 554 amino acids. The transcript has 9 exons. The record is from RefSeq and is a predicted model, not a curated record. Gene Ontology annotation, biological process: protein K48-linked deubiquitination. Gene Ontology annotation, molecular function: K48-linked deubiquitinase activity; cysteine-type carboxypeptidase activity; cysteine-type deubiquitinase activity. Gene Ontology annotation, cellular component: cytosol; cell periphery. Lineage: Eukaryota; Metazoa; Chordata; Aves; Falconiformes; Falconidae.